This is a messenger RNA of Thamnophis elegans (Western terrestrial garter snake), 1269 nucleotides long. RefSeq names its product paired box 5 (gene PAX5). Bases 1 to 1179 code for a protein of 392 amino acids. Gene Ontology annotation, molecular function: DNA-binding transcription factor activity, RNA polymerase II-specific; RNA polymerase II cis-regulatory region sequence-specific DNA binding. The transcript has 11 exons. The record is from RefSeq and is a predicted model, not a curated record. Lineage: Eukaryota; Metazoa; Chordata; Lepidosauria; Squamata; Natricidae. Gene Ontology annotation, biological process: regulation of transcription by RNA polymerase II; anatomical structure development.
AUGGAGAUACACUGUAAGCACGACCCGUUUGCAGCGAUGCAUAUUCCGGGACAUGGAGGAGUGAAUCAAUUAGGGGGCGUUUUUGUGAAUGGUCGGCCGCUGCCUGAUGUUGUUCGCCAAAGGAUUGUGGAACUUGCCCAUCAAGGUGUCCGACCUUGUGACAUCUCCAGGCAAUUGCGAGUCAGCCAUGGCUGCGUCAGCAAAAUUCUCGGCAGGUAUUACGAGACUGGAAGCAUUAAGCCUGGAGUUAUUGGAGGUUCAAAGCCAAAGGUUGCCACACCCAAAGUAGUAGAAAAAAUUGCAGAAUAUAAACGCCAAAACCCCACCAUGUUUGCUUGGGAGAUCAGGGACAGACUUUUAGCAGAAAGAGUGUGUGAUAAUGACACAGUGCCCAGCGUUAGUUCAAUUAACAGGAUUAUUCGGACAAAGGUGCAGCAACCACCUAACCAGCAAGUCCCAGCCUCAAGUCAUAGCAUAGCCUCCACAGGGUCUGUGACACAGGUGUCUUCAGUAAGCACAGAUUCAGCUGGCUCCUCCUACUCGAUUAGUGGAAUUCUGGGAAUUACUUCUCCCAGUGCUGAAAGCAACAAACGCAAAAGAGAGGAAGGUAUUCAGGAAUCCCCUCUACCAAAUGGCCAUUCGCUUCCGGGUCGAGACUUCCUUCGGAAACAAAUGCGGGGAGAUCUUUUUACUCAGCAACAAUUAGAAGUAUUGGAUCGAGUUUUUGAAAGACAGCAUUAUUCCGACAUCUUUACGACAACUGAGCCCAUCAAACCAGAGCAGUCAACAGAAUAUUCAGCCAUGACAUCACUAGCUGGUGGAUUAGACGAAAUGAAGGCCAAUUUAACAAGCCCUACAUCAACAGAUUUGGGGGCCAGUGUCCCAGGACCACAAUCAUAUCCUAUUGUGACAGGUCGUGAUUUAGCAAGCACAACCCUCCCUGGAUACCCUCCACACGUCCCCCCUGCUGGACAGGGCAGCUACUCUGCUCCAACGCUGACAGGGAUGGUGCCUGGGAGUGAGUUUUCUGGAAGCCCAUACAGUCACCCACAAUAUUCAACAUACAAUGAUUCCUGGAGAUUUCCUAACCCUGGAUUGUUAGGUUCUCCUUACUAUUACAGUGCUGCAGCCCGUGGAGCCGCACCCCCUGCAGCUGCUGCUGCUUAUGACCGUCACUGACAAAACAAACCAAGAAGCACAUUCACCACAUCACGUCAGAUGACACCACUGGAAUCAUCUAGAGUGCAACUACUGAAAUCAAGCUAUAAG